AUGUCCUCGAUUGAAUCCACCACCGAAUCGUCCAGCUCGACUUCGUCGCAGGACUCCAAGUACAAGUCCGAAUUAUCGAUCAAGCAGAAGCCGGAGCAUCUGUGUAUAAGACCGCUCACCAUCUACGACCUGUCCCAGGUGCUUGAGCUUGAGGCAAACGGGUUCCCAGAGCCGGAACGGUGUCCAAAACACAAGCUGGAGUAUCGCCUAACUGUGUGUCCGGAACUGUGCUCGGGGCUGUUUGUGCGGGAGUUUGAGCAAAACGCGGCGCAAUCAGACUCGCCUCCGCCGCGGUCCACCAUUCUUAAGGAGACUUUGAUUGCUCACAUCAUAGCCACCAAGAUUGCCGACCCCACCAUCACGGAGCGGUCGAUGGACAUACCAAAGGACGAAACCGAUACGGAAACAGGACAUGUGGAGAAAAGCCGGAUCAUAGGGAUCCAUUCUGUUAUUGUGAACGAUAAGUAUAGGGGUCUAAAAUUAGGCUCGCUCUUGAUAAAAGAUUACCUACAGAAAUUGAACCAGCAGUUUGUUGCAGACAAGGUUGUUUUGCUGGCAAAGGCGUCGCUGACGCCGUUCUACCGCGGGCUGGGCUUUGUGGACGACGGAGUGAGCUCGUGCAAGUUUGCCGGGCAGGAGUGGCACGACUUGCAUGUGGAUCUUACGCACGAGGACGAGGAUGAAGAAAUGUGA
Ogataea philodendri is the source of this 693-nucleotide messenger RNA. RefSeq lists its product as uncharacterized. The coding region runs from base 1 to 693 and encodes 230 amino acids. NCBI's taxonomy places the organism in Eukaryota, Fungi, Ascomycota, Pichiomycetes, Pichiales, Pichiaceae. Gene Ontology annotation, cellular component: cytoplasm. The record is from RefSeq and is a predicted model, not a curated record. The transcript has a single exon. Gene Ontology annotation, molecular function: aralkylamine N-acetyltransferase activity.